AACAACAACAAUGGCACAAGGAGAAACAACAACAACAAUGGCACAAGCUGAAACAACAACAACAAUGGCACAAGCAGAAACAACAACAAAAGCACAGGCAGAAACAACAACAAAACCACAGGCAGAAACAACAACGAUGAUAGCACCGGUAGAAACAACAACUAUGGCAAAAGAAGAAACGACCAUCAAGGCUUCAGAAACAACUACAGCAAUGCCCGCAGUAGAUACUACAUCAACGAGGGCACCAGCAGACACAACUUCCAUGGUACCAGAGGAAACAACAACAAAAGGGGUCCAAGAAGGGACAACAACAAUGGCAGCACCAGAAGAUACGACAACAGCAGUUCAAGGAGUAACAACCACAACAAAGGCGCCAGCAGAAAUGACAACAACAGUUGCACCUGCAGAACCAACCACUACUUCUGCUGAUGGAACCACAACAGCGAAAGUUCCAGAAACAACUACAACAGCCCCAGCAGUAGAUACCACGACAACAACAGUUGCUCCCACAACCACUGGGGAUAGGUGUGCUGGUGUUAAUUGUAACAACGGCACGUGUACACUGUCUUCCAGUUCUUCUACUGGAUAUGUUUGUCAGUGUUACUCACAAUACACGGGGGACUCUUGUCAGUUCGCUGAAGCCAUGUAUUCUCAAUGGGGUGCCUGGGGAGCAUGUGAUCAAGAUUGUAAAGGUGGGGUUAAGAACAGGACACGAAGCUGUACUGACGUCACAGGUGCAAACCGAGGCUCUGACUGUGGUGCCGAUUUAUUAGAAGAAACAGAAUGCGAGAAUUUACCAGACUGUGUCGUAACGACGAACCCCUGCCAGGACUCCGUCAACCCCUGCCUGGCUGAUGGGGUAGACCACACGUGUCUGGUGAAGAGUGACGGGUCGUUUCGUUGUUUGUGUCAAGAGGGUUACAUCAACGACAACAACAACGUCUACUGUACCAAUGAAAACGAGUGUACCAGGACGAACAACGACUGUAAAGACGUGAACACGAAUUCUUUUAAAGUAGGCGUGUCCGGUUGUAAGGAUACUAUAGGAAACUACUCCUGUACCUGUCAUAGCGGAUUUACCUAUAGUACCGAUACAAGGACCUGCACAGAUAUCAAUGAAUGCAGUAGCACCUUGACAAACAAUUGUGACAUCCCGGAGCGGGCCACUUGUACCAACACACCUGGCAGUUUUACCUGUGCCUGUAAAUCAGGAUAUCAGGGGGCGGGGACAGUGGGGACAUGCAAAGAGACACGAUUGAUGUCCCAUAGCGGACACACUAUGCUGAGUUCCAAUGAUGAGUACUCCCCUUACUUCUUCCCUAAGUUUGCUAUACCCUUCGGGACUUAUCUGUAUCCAUCAUUCUAUUUUACAAGGAGUGGCUUACUACUAUUUACUACAAUCACAAGUGAAACUGUUAGUACCGGAAAACGGAAGUCGUUUACAAAUCCCACCAAGUUCGAAAUUGAUGAUACCUUCCAAGAAAAGGCUGCUGUUGCCCCCUGGUGGUCAAACAUGGUUAUCAGUUCCGGGGCAAGUACAAGUAAUGGAAUGUAUUACAAAGAGUACUCACCUGAAGUGACGUCAGAGAAUGACGUUAUGGUAGCCAAGGCAACAGAAAUUGCCGGGAAAUUUAGUGUUACUGGAUUUAUCCCAAAAUAUAUGCUUGUGAUCACAUGGUACAGGAUGGAACAAAAUCAAAUUCCGGCCACUCCAUCUCAAACUGUGACAUUCCAGCUCAUCUUGAUCACAGACUUCAUACACUCCUUCGUCAAAGUUACCUACGAGGACAGAGAGAUGAAGUGGAAGGUUCUGGAUUCAGUUGGGAAAUACCCAGUCAGGAUUGGUACCCUCAAACAGGGGGGCUCUGCCUCAGAGUACGCCCAAUCUUACCUCGAUCUUCUGAAUGACGCUGCAAACAAGCCUAAAAUACAAAGGAUAGACGAUGUUGUCAUUUCGCCAGCUACAAAUAAAGGCCGCUCCUACUAUCGCCUGACAGAGACGGUCCCAGUUGAUCAUCCGGGUCUGGUGUGUUCAGAGUGGAUAACCACUGAUUCCAACGACAAUAAUAAUCCUGUUGUGAGUGCAGAUGUACAUAAGUGUCCACCCAGUCUACUACAGAAAACAGACACUCUAGUGCAGUACAUGGACGGAGGGAUUCCAAACUCAAUGACGUGUUUUGCUACGAGAAGCGCCAUGUCUUCUACAUCAAGCGAUGCACGCACCAUACGUUGUUGUUAUGACAACAUCAAUAAAGGAUUGGUUCUAGAUCACAUGUUAGCCAAUGGGUUUAACACUUACAGGCGUCACUCUGGACUAGCACAAGAUAAUGCUGACAGUAUGUAUAGGACUUGCUGUUAUGCCAACAAUAUGUUCGCUUCUAAGGACGACCUCUGUCAGGGAUUUCUAGAGAGACGCCCAGUCUGUACAUUUGAUAAUUUUGUCGCCAGUGGAGCCGGUGGUGCUUUGGGAGAUCCCCAUCUGACUACUCUAGAUGGCUUGUCCUUUACCUUCAACGGACACGGGGAAUUUGUUUUAUUACGGACUUCAGAAGUGGAGGUUCAGGGAAGAUUUUCACCGUUAGAAAAAGAUGGUGUGAAAAGCGCAACCUACAUUAGUUCAAUAGCUGGUAAACAAAGCAGCCCAAGCAGUGACAAGAUUGAAAUCCGCCUUAAUUCUGCUAACGAUGGCGCAGAAAUCUUGAAAAAUGGUAAUCUUCAAAACCCUGACCUGUCUAGUGAUGUUGACUGGCUUGAAGUAUCCAUCAGUAAGUCUGAGGCAAACAGUGUGCCAACCUGGAAGAUGAUCUUUAGUGGUGGACUGACUGCGGGGGUGCAACUGAAAAAUCAAAUGUUUCAGCUGGUCAUUGAUUCUGAUGCCAAAUAUAAGGGUGCCUUCGAAGGACUCCUGGGUAACUUCAACGACGAUACUACAGAUGAUUUCAAAGCACCAAAUGGGUCAGUGACGUCAUCAACCUCUACAGAAGAUGUAAUAUAUAACUACGGAAAGACAUGGCAAAAUACUGAAUCCAGUACCUUAUUUACAUACAGUGGCAGUGACACUUGGAAUACUCAUAUCGACAACAGUUACACACCUGUGUUUUUCAAUCCUGACCUUACCGUCAUGUUUUCCGAUGGCAACAAACGAUCAACUGCCAUUAGUACCUGUAAUGGCGGAGCCUCAACAGACGACAACCCAGAACUUCGGCGGGAAUGUUACUUUGAUUUUAAAGUUACAGAGAAUGCUGCUUUAGCUUCUUCUACUUCUGAAACAAAGAAUGCGCUAGAGGAAACAAAAUCCACGCUAGCUAAUUACCCACCAGAAAUAAAUAACGGAAAUGUUACAUUUGAAGUGUCUGUCGGACAGACAUUUACGUUUCAACUUGACGCCACAGAUAAGAACACGGGCGACACCAUUUACUUCCUGGUAAAUGACGACGCGCCCUCUGGAUUGACGGUAGACAACUCUACCAAAAUCCUGACCUGGUCAAAUAUUGCUGACAUUAACAGUUCGGUGAUUCAGAUCACUGUCUCUGAUGGCAAGGCGCAGUCAUUCUGGACGCCAAAAAUAGAGCUUUGUAAAUGUCAGAACGGUGGCCGGUGUGACUUCAGUGUUAGCAGUAGUAAUCAGUUUGUUGUCGUCCCUUGUGUCUGCCUGACUGGAUACGACGGAAAGUUUUGUGAGAAUGACGAGGAUGGGUGUGCAGAUAGCCCCUGCUGGCCGGGGGUGGACUGUACCGAUGUCUUGGCGAGGGAUCUCAGCACCACUCCCGCUGGUUACACGUGUGGACCGUGCCCGACUCACCUUGACGGGAAUGGAAUAACAUGCACAGAUAAGGAUGAAUGUGUUAAAAACAAUCCUCCGCCAUGUGCUCAUAACUGCACUAACAUCCCAUUUGGAUUUACCUGUUCCUGUGCUGAUGGCUAUGUGCUAGGUGGAGAUGCCAAAAGCUGCUCUGACAAGGAUGAGUGUUUGACAAAUGCUGACCAGUGUGAUGAUGCAACAACAACCUGUCUCAACGACGUCGGCGGGUACACCUGUCCUUGUAAAACAGGGUACACAAGGGAAACAACUUAUGCUUGUACAGACAUAGACGAAUGUUCCGAUUCUUCCAUCCAGUGCCCUGCUAAUUCCCAGUGUAGGAACAAUGUCGGAAGUUACACAUGUGUCUGUAACCAUGGAUACCGCAAAAAUACCCAGACAAAUACCUGUGAGGAUGUGGACGAAUGCGCAGGCUCCAACAAUUGUGCUCAGAAAUGUGUGGAUGGAAUAGGAACGUACACAUGUGAUUGUAACACGGGAUAUAAACUGAACACAACCGACAAAGUCAGCUGUAUACCUGAUACUGAGUGCUCACAGGAACAGAAAAACAAUUGUGAUGGCGGAAGUGAUAAAGCGUCAUGCGCAGUCUCUAACGCACAAGUGUACUGCGUUUGUCCUUCUGGUUUUGCUCUGAAUGGCAGCAAUUACUGCAUAGACAUCGAUGAGUGUACGACCAAUGCUGACACCUGUGUUGAUGCAACUAGCACCUGUCAGAAUAAUGAAGGGGGAUUCCAAUGCAAUUGUAAGACAGGGUACACUAGACAGGACGCCUAUACAUGCACAGAUAUUAAUGAAUGCACAAAUGGAACCCACGAUUGUGAUCCACCCGCCACAUGUCAAAAUAAUGACGGAGGAUUUGCCUGCCAGUGUCCUUCAGGGUACAAUAAAGGAGCGGAUGGUCGUACUUGUGAUGAUAUCGAUGAAUGUACCUCUGCGGCCACUCACGCCUGUGAUAAGGUGCAUGGAAGCUGUACCAACAAAGCUGGGGGAUACGACUGUAGCUGUAACGUGGGAUUUGUAGGCGAUGGAUACAACUGUGCUGAUAUAAACGAGUGUGCUCCUGGCGGCUCUAGUAAUUGCAAACAAACCUGCACCAACAACGUUGGAAGUUACUCUUGCUCCUGUUUAAAUGGAUAUACAUUGAAUGCUGACGGAUAUACCUGUGAUGAUAUAGAUGAGUGCUCGGAUUCUGCUGCCAAUGGUUGCUAUGACAAUAGCCACUGUACAAACACUGACGGAAGUUACACAUGCUCCUGUCCUCAAAACUUUCGACUGAAAGGCGACGGCAAAACUUGUGAAUCCAUUUUCAAAUGUGACACUAACCAUGGCUGCAAUUACACGUGUGGGAAAGUCAAUGAUCAAGAUACCUGUUCCUGUCCUGCAGGAUACCAGUUAGAUAGCAGCGGAAAAAACUGUGAAGACAUUGAUGAGUGUGCAAAUGCAACUUUACAUCGGUGUGAGGCAAGCAACAAUGUGGUAUGUUCCAACACCGUAGGAUCACACGUAUGUAACUGUGUAAAUAGCUCAUACGUCAAAUCACAGGAAACAAUUUGUGUGGAUAAGGACGAAUGUUUACAAGGAACUGCUAACUGUCCUUCGAACUCACAAUGUAGAAACCUUGAUCCUGGCUUUGAAUGCAAUUGUGUUCAAGGUUACAGUAUGGUUGGCGCUACAUGUUUAGACAUUGAUGAAUGUGCAAGCUCCAGUGAUAAUGACUGUAACAACACGUUAGCCACGUGUACCAACACACCCGGGGCGUACACGUGCACCUGUAAGCCGGGUUACUCCGGGGACGGAAGGACGUGCACUGAUGUGGACGAAUGCGCUGAAAACACACAUAAUUGUGACAGCCGGCCAGAGAGGAGAACGUGUACUAAUACUGUUGGAUCUUAUAUCUGCAAUUGCAGUGAUGGAUACAUUUUGGCCAGUGAUGGCAGGACAUGCAAUGAUGUGGAUGAAUGCUCUGGAAACCAUGGUUGCCAACAAAAUUGUGUAAAUAAAGCUGGUGGAUAUGAGUGCACAUGUCAAAUAGGGUAUAGACUAGAUGCUGAUCAAAGGAACUGUGUCGUGGAGGCAGAGUGUGAACCAUCAAAGAAAGCCACAUGUGACAAUGAUCAGUGUGCAAAAGUAAACGGUACCGACACCUGCUCAUGUAAUCCAGGCUACCAACUGGCCGCUGACGGGACUACAUGUAAUGAUGUUGAUGAAUGCAGUAACUCGCCGUGCUAUGCCACCAACAGUGCCUGUACCAACACGGUGGGGUCCUACACCUGCUCCUGUAUAAAUGGUUAUAUACUGGGCCCCAAUAAUGUGUGUCAAGAUCGCAAUGGCGGACUGUCGGACUGGUCGGCAUGGGGAGCAUGUUCCUUGACCUGUGGGAAUGGGACCCAGACCAGAACACGGUCCUGUAAUAACCCUACCCAAGAAGGGGCAGGGGCACCUUGCACAGGAGAGACAACCGAAGCACAAAGCUGUAAUACCAAUAUCUGUCCACCAAAUCAAGUUGAGAAGGAAUAUGGCGUUUUAGUGCGGUACUCGGGAAUGACUGUGGCAAUGUUUACAACAAAUGUACGAGCAGAAUUUACUACCAAAGUGGCAGAAGGAAUCAAUAGUUACUGCAAUACGAACAAUGAUAAACUUCGACAAUGUUGUAGUAGCCAGUCGUCUUACCAACCAAAUCCAAGUAGUCCCCUUACCUUUACAAAAGCGGAACAAAUCGCCAUCGCAGAUGGGUACCCACGGGAUAUUAAUGGAAUAACAGAGUUCCUGAUUGUUGUGAAAGCUGAUAAAAAUAGUAAUCCUCUCUGUUCAGCUUCGUCUUCGAAACGAAAGAGGAAAAGGCGUGGCAUUGUGCUAAGCAAUCUAGAGAUAGCUAUUCCUCAGACUGUCUUACAAAAAAUUUUACAAGACACAACAAUACAAAGCGAAAUCGUCCAGAAGUUGAAAGAAGCUAUAAAGCUAGCUACAGGAGACGAUCUUGAUAUACAAGCAGGCGAAAUCUUAUUGGUCACAGAACCAGCUCCAACUACGAAAACAACUUCCAAGGCUUGGGUCAUUCCUGUGGCAGUUGUGGGGGCAAUCCUCGGUGUUAUCAUCGUCAUACUCAUUAUCCUCGUUCUCAUCAAAAUGAGUAAGAAGAACAAAGUCAAUCCAGAAGAUCCUCAUGCGAAUCCUUUGAACAACCCAAACCAUCCGAUAAAUAACCCAGCGCAGCAGCAGCAACAGACAAUGGGACAAAAUCCUAGUCAACCACCAGCAGAUCAGGGAGCAAAUCCUAUGGAGGGAGACCAAAACACCAACAGCUAAUAACAACCCAGUGCAAACGUGUAACUUCAACGGACAUGCUCAAAACUUAUAUGUUUUUAUACAAUUUAAUUGAAAACAUGAUUUGAAGGAAUUCUUUAAAGAAUGAUUUACUAGUAUUUAUUAGAUGGUUUUAUUUCCUCUAUAUUGAAGUUUGUCAUUUUAUGUGCAACUGAUGUUGUACAAAUCUAUAUCUGAUUAUCUGAAUCCAUCAUUGAUUGACUCUAAAUGCAUAAUGCUCCUUAUGAAGAAAUGUACUUUAUUUAAUGCAAUGCAUUAUCACAGUCUUAGGGUAAUUUUUUCUCAAAAUUCAUUUAUUCAUUAAUUUUUUAACUAAAGAAUACAGAAAGGAGCAUGCUUUGCAGCUGAGAAAUGAUACAUUGUUAUUCAGUAGCAUAAAUACUAAAUGUUAGUAUCAGUCAAAUUGAUGGAAUUUCAAAAAUAUAUUUGUUAAAGAGUGUUAAUGUAUGUAUAU
Saccostrea cuccullata (small rock oyster) is the source of this 7598-nucleotide messenger RNA. Its product is annotated as mucin-like protein. Gene Ontology annotation, biological process: cell-matrix adhesion. The transcript has 42 exons. Bases 11 to 7126 code for a protein of 2371 amino acids. Gene Ontology annotation, cellular component: membrane. The record is from RefSeq and is a predicted model, not a curated record. Lineage: Eukaryota; Metazoa; Mollusca; Bivalvia; Ostreida; Ostreidae. Gene Ontology annotation, molecular function: calcium ion binding.